ACCAUUGCUUGGUAACUACGCGUCCAAUUCAAACAAUCCAGUUCAAAUGUCGGAGUCUCCGGUCUUGUCAGUCCCUCAGCCGACGUGUAAAGGCAGAACCGUGAAGCCGUGUGGCAUGUGCCCCUCCUGCCUCUUUGAUCGCCCCAAACCAACCCAGCCCACGCCAACGCCAUUGGACCUGUGGAAGAUUUCGGACGAGCCCCGUCGAAGCUUUAUUGUGGGUCUGGUGGUGCGCUGCAGCAGCGUGCCCGUCCUGGAGAACAUCCAGAGCUCAUUGCGCCUCACCUCGUGGAACUUGCUCAGCUACGCGCCGUCCAAGGGCAAGACCUUGCCGGAGCUUUACGCACGGCUCAAUCGCAAGACGCAGCCGUCAGCCUUGAUCCGGGAGAUCUGGGACUGGUUCGACGACACCCCGGAAUGGGUUCAGACGCGCUACCUCUGCCAGCUGCUACUUCGAUGCGACCCAGAGCUGCUGAGUAUGGCCAAGCACCUCAUUGGAGUGGUGGUGACGAAGCUCCAACGGCAGGAGGACGUUAAGAGUUGUAGCAGUAAACAGCGUGAGCAGGCCAGCGGGGACAACUUGCAGGAUGAUAUGAUUCUUCUAGUCGGUGCUGUCCCUCAAGGAUCCUCAAGGUCUUCAUUUGGACUCAGCAGACCACGAGACUUUAUCGGCGGCCUUCCCGCUGACCUGUCCAAGAGGAUUCUGGGGCUGCUCGACGAGGCGACGCUGAAGCGCUGCAUGAAGGUAUGCAAGCAUUGGAAGCACCUAGCAGGAGAGACCAUGGAGGAGAUGCGCUUCAGGAAGCUCUACCAGGAGCAGGUAGAGGCCAUGAUGAAGCGCUACAAAGGUGUAUAUAUGGUCAGCCCUUCAUACGCCAGGAUUGUUGAUGUUGCAGUGCCUGUGAUGCACAACGAGACUGGGGACGUGAAACUGACACACCUCUGGCCCUUUGAAGCAGCCUACGCCAACAUCAAAACUAAGAGAGUGCGGAUGGAGGAGCGUAACAUUUACUGUGGGGCAUAUUUUACAUCUGUGCUGAUUGACGAUGAAGACCCCCACCGCGUGGUGGACUACAAAGGUGGACCCCUUAUGAGUACGGCAUCCAAGGACCGUGCUGUGCGUCUUCUGUACGUGGGGACUGUUGCUAAGCAUGUGGCUCUGAUGAAAGGCCAUGUGGGUAGCAUCCGCGUGGUCCUGCUCUGUCCAGAGCGCCACCUGGUCAUCACGGCCAGCUGCGACUCCAGCAUCAGGUGUUGGAGCGUGAGGACAGAUCAAUGUGUUUUGGUGCUAUAUGGUCACUCUAGCAUGAUCAACUGCUUAGACAUACACGGUGAUAAACUAGUGUCAGGUGCCAAAGACUGCACUGCUAAAGUGUGGAGCCUGGAGACCGAAAAGCACUUGGAAGACUUUAACUUCAAGCACCGCAGUUCUGUGCGCUCUGUGAAGAUCAAUGCCACCACGGUGUUCAGUAGCUGCGACAGAGGAGUCGUCAAACUGUGGGAUGCGGAAAAUGCUUCGCUACUCAGGGUAAUUGAUGCCCACCGCAGCGCAGUCCGAUGCAUGUUUGUGGAUGAGUGGCACCUCUUGUCUGCUGACACCAAUGGUCAGGUGAUGGCCUGGAGUAUCAAACGCGAAACCAAAGGAUGCCUCAUGACGUUUAGUCAUCCAAAGGAGGUCAAGUCUCUGACGCUGGCUUACCUUCGAGUGGUCACCGGUUGUGUGGACGGAAAGAUCCGUGUCUUCAAUUUCCUAACGGGAGACUGCCUAAGAACCAUAAUGGUGGAGGCUGAGACGACUGGUCGCAUGCUGUCGCUGCACUUUUGCGAGAACAACAUUUUAGUCAAUGCCACUUCUUGUGUGAAGCUCUACCAGUUUGCUAAAGUCUUCUGGGAUUAUGAUGAGCCGGCAGCUAAGGGAAGCGCCAGAUUGGGCUGUGAUGAGCCACCCAAAACUGACGUUCCCUCCACCUCUGUCCGGACAAAUCACAUGACCACAGAACAAGGAAAAAGCCUCAAUCACCCUUUGACUCCCGACGCCAGCCAGCGAACACGUCGUGCGGACCAGCUCAGCAGCCCACGCUCUGAGAAUAACACACUACACGGCCACCGUCGCCAACUCUCGACAUCUGUCCGUAACCAACAGCGACACAGCAAACCAAAUUCGACAGACAAACUCCACCAUUUGCAGAAAGAUCGUGCAGGUGCCAGGAAAACAAAGUGA
Molecule: messenger RNA, 2221 nt
Organism: Corythoichthys intestinalis (scribbled pipefish)
Lineage: Eukaryota; Metazoa; Chordata; Actinopteri; Syngnathiformes; Syngnathidae
Gene: fbxw10
Product: F-box and WD repeat domain containing 10
Exons: 12
Coding region: 47-2221 (724 amino acids)
Molecular function (GO): protein binding
Source: RefSeq, a predicted model, not a curated record